AUGGGCAAAGCAUUUCGCAACAUCACAGUCGCCUCGACUGGCGACUUUGGCGACAAGACAGACAAGAUCAAGAACUGGGUCGAGCAUGCCGGUGGCACGUUCUCCAAGGAUGUCACACCGAGCGUCACUCAUCUUGUCACCAGCAAGAAGGCGUGGAAGAGGUAUCAUCCCAUGGUUCAAGCCGCCCGCCGCCUGAAAACCAUACACAUCGUCAGCCUCGACUGGUUGGAAGAUAGUUUGACCAUGACGAAAUCGCGCAGACCCCUCAACGAGACAAGGUAUUGCUAUGAGAAGAAGGGGAAGAUCGUCAAGGUGCCCAAGGUGCCGCGGAAACGAGCUCGCGCAAAGAAGGACAGCUCCACUACCGCCGCCAGGACAUCGCGACGAGAUUGCACGCAGAUCGACAGUGGAAGCACGACACAACUGACUCCGAAGAAGAAAAAGAAGCAGCAACAGGAGCAACGUUCACGCGGGGGAGGAGAGAAGGAUCGAAAGGCGGGAGAGGUGCAUUGUCCAAAGGACCAGCGUGUCGAGAUGACCGGUACGGAAUACGAGGCUGAGUGCGAUGAAUUCGUCAGGGAGAUGGGUACUAACGGAUACCGUCCUUUCAUCGAUUCCAAAGGGUUUAUCUACCUUCUCACGCUCGUGAGGAAGGACAUUCUCCAGAACCGACUCGAAAAGCAUAGACUCAAGGUGCGUUAUGCAUCUUGUGUCUCUUCCGUCUCAUCGUCAUCUUCUUGCUCUGUCUUGUCAUCCACAUCAUCGGGCGAUUGCGUCACAAACCCGACACCAUCAACAACGUACCCCCUGACCAACCAAGAACCUCAAGAUUGGUCGAAGCUCUCCAACGAAGAGGUGCGCAGGAUCCAUGAACAUCUGCGAGUCUCGGAACCUUCUCAAACGAACAUUGUGGAUGGCCAUGAGACUAUUGCCGUACCAAAGGCAUACAUGCCGUCGUACUCGGUGGCAAAUUUCAUACCAUCACUUCCUUACUGUCCUGUACCGUUGUAUCAUUUUCCCAAGCCUUUCCCCUUUUGCAAGUACCCUGUCAUCGCAAGCAGUCUACCACGAUCCCUGCAGCCAUCCAAUCCGAAUUUGAAGGUUCAUAUUCCGAACCCAUGGGCUCAGAGUUUGCAGCUUUUCGAAUUCGAUCCAAACUUGCGAUUCACGACGAGAACACACACAGACUCCGUCGCAGGUCUCAACGCUGAGAUCCCAAGAAUCAAGUCGUAUGCAUGUUACAGCAUCUACGUCCGUCCCGGACAUCGAUAUGUCACCCAGCUUGCGCCUCCGGGAAGUACAUUCGACUUUGCGUUCACCAUGUUCAACAAGUUCUUCCAGAAAAGAGUUGGUGUCAGCUGGGACGACCGUGAAAGUCUUCGGGAGAUGGCACAGGCGAACAGAUCCGAAGACAAAAUAGCACUCCAGAGUGAUGGUACUUCGGAUGGUCGCCUAUUCAAGUUCUUUGGUCCAAGAGUGAUGAAAGACAAUGGCAUGGAUCAGCUUGGGGAGGGGGAGGUCAAGGGUGUCGAAGAUCGGGUGCGUAAGCCCAGUGUAACCAUUCUGGUAAACCCGGCCGAGAACCAACCGAUGGAUGAGGUAGAGGCCAGAGCCAUGACACCUGAAGGAGGCUGGUGA
Molecule: messenger RNA, 1638 nt
Organism: Exophiala oligosperma
Lineage: Eukaryota; Fungi; Ascomycota; Eurotiomycetes; Chaetothyriales; Herpotrichiellaceae
Exons: 5
Coding region: 1-1638 (545 amino acids)
Source: RefSeq, a predicted model, not a curated record